CGGUGUUAACCGGCCUGUUUAGUUUGUUACAACAUCUUUCCUUAUAUCGAUCGAUCUGUACGCACAUUGCUGUUACAACUUCAAGAACCCUAACCCUAACCCUAAUUCUACCCCUCAAUUAAUCACCUUCAAAUCGGACAUGCCUCCUCGAAGAGCGUCGGUAAGGCGCAAUAAACCAACAGCCACCACCGCAACUACACCUGUAGCCGCUCACCAAUCACCGGCACCAAAAGUCAAUCCAUCGGAUGAUUUGAAAGUCAACGAGCCGGUACCUGAGAUACCUGUUCCGGAACAAGUUUCCGAUCCCAAUCCUGCUGAAAUUGAGGCCGUUGCUGUUGAUGUUGCAUCCGAAUCGAUGAAAAAGGAGGAAUUGAAUGAAUCGAAGGAUGAAAACGGUGUCGUUGAGGAGGAUUUACCGUUGGGAAGUGAGGCUGUUGAUGAAGGAAAGAAAGUGGUAGACGAGGAGACGAAAGAGGAAGAGGAUGUAGAGGAAAUUGAGAAUUCGGAUGAAGAACCGGAGGAGGGCGAAGAGCAGGAGGAAGAUGAAGAAGAACCGGAGGAGGAUGAAGAACCGGAGGAGGAACAAAAUGCAGAAAUAGAUUCUGCUCAAGAAGAAACGACUGCUACCCAAGUUGAUGACUCUAAAAUACUUAAUGACAAUAACAAUGAUGUUAAAGAUUCUGACAUCGGCAAAUCACUUUGCAAGAAUAAUGACGACAUAAAGGGUACAACAGACAUGACCUCCAUUCAAGCUGUUAGCACCCAAACUCUAGCUAUCGAAGAAGAUUCCAUGGAGGACAUGUAUGAUGAUGAAAGUGAUGAUGAAAACGAGGGAGAUGAUGCAGAUAACGGAGGUGGUGAAGAUCAAGAUCCUUCUAUUAUUGGUCAGGAUUCUUCCCCUGAUAAUAAGAAAGAGAAGGGCACAGAACUCUAUGUUGGAAAACUGGACAAGAAUGUAGUUGAAGAGGAUCUUGUUAACAUCUUCCAACAGUUUGGGGAGCUGAAAUCAACUAGAAUAGUGAGGAAACCAAACAAUAAUAAGAGCAAAGGUUUUGCAUUCGUUAGGUUUGCAUCUGUCGAUCAAGCAAAACGUGCUCUUUCUGAGUUGAAAGAUGGAGUUGAGGUGAGGGGCAAACGUGUAGUGAUAUCAGCAAGCCAGGACAACGAUACACUCUAUUUGGGAAAUAUUUGCAAAACAUGGACAAAAGAGCAAGUGUUACAACAAUUGAAAGAAUAUGGAAUCGGAAAUAUUGAAGUGCUCCGUAUUCCUGAAGAUCCCAAGAUUGAUAAGAAAAACAAGGGGUUUGCUUUCUUGGAGUUCAAAACACAUGCGGAUGCAGUAGAAGCUUUUAAACGUCUUAAAAAGCCAGAUGUGGUUUUUGGUCGUGACAUAAGUGCUAAAGUUGCUUUUGCGGAAACACCUAAGCAUUUAAGUGAUGAAGACAUGUCACAUGUCACUAAGGUACGUUUGGAAGGAAUCACUAAAGAUUGGACUGAGGAGAAGGUUAAAGAUAUUUGUGAAAAGUACGGUGAAAUUGUUAAGAUAAAUUUACGCCCAAGCACACGAGGUAAAUACAAAGAUUUUGGGUUUGUCACUUUUAAUUCUCCGGAAAGUACUCGAGCAUGCGUCGAGGGGAUUAAUAAUACUGCUAUUGGAGGAGAAGCCAAGAUUAAAGCCAGCAUUGCAAAGUCUCAACAGAUGGGUCAAAUUCAGAAGCAGGGUUUUCAAGGUGGAUACAAAGUUGAGAAGCAAAGUGAAAACUCUAAUAAAAAAACACAAUCUAAAUCAUCAAAGAUGAAAGGUGUUUCGAACGCCCAGCAAGCUAAAACAAACAAAAAACAUCCCUCCAAAAAUAAGAUGAAAGACAACAUCGUUAAGCCUCAACAAAAGGGACCACAUAAAAAAGAUGGUGAAAGCUCUAAAGAGGCCGGGUUAUCAAAGAUGAAAGGUGAUAACGCCUCUCAACAUGGUCAAAGAAAACGAAAAGCAUCCUCUGAGCAGAAGUUGAAUGCUCCCGAUCUCGGUACUCCAAAAAAACCAAGAAAUGGAGGUCAAGCUCAAAAUAGUCAACCUGUCUCUAAAGCAGGAAGUAACAAAAGAAAGAAUGCCUCGGGGAAUGAAGCCCGUGAAGACAGAGGUAACAGAAACGCACAAGGCAAAAAGCCCUUCAAGAAACAGAAAGGCAAUAUGCAUGGGCGGGAAAGAGAUAAUUUUAGGAAACCAAAGAGUGAUGCGUACACUAGAAGAGGACGUGAUGAAUACAGAAAUUCCAGCAGAUAUAUAGACCCAUAUGCAGCACCAAAAUAUGCUGCAUCUGCUUCCAAUGAUUAUCAUGUGGCUUCUGAUCAUUCGUUGUCUACAAGGCGUUACAAGGAGAUGGAACCGCAUGCUGGAUACAUUGAACCAUCGCGCUCAGGAUAUGCUCCUCAGCAUGUAGUUAGAGCUACUCAUAGCCAACAUCAUCAGUCUAUGUAUCUUGGACCGCCUUCCACAGGUCAAAGUCAACUUUAUCCGAGAUAUUUAGACCAACCUGUUAUGAGUCAAUCUCAUAGGGGGGGUUACAUCGAGACUACUGCUGUUGCACCUGAGGUUCAACCUUAUAGAGAUUACCGUCCUUCUGCGAUUGUACAUGUUGCUCGCAGUCCUUAUGAAUCUGGGCUUGCAAGAGUUCGGCAUGAUGACAGAGGGGCUGGUGCUACUUAUGUUGGAGGUCCACCUCUUUCAGCUUCUCAAGUUCCAGAUCGCACAAACUACUUGGGUCCACCUCUUUCAGCUUCUCAAGUUCCAGAUCGCACAAACUACUACCAGGCGGCUGGUGGGAGUUACGGUGGAGCUUACAAUGCUCAUAGGGGAUACUACUAAGUAAUAAGCAAAUAAAGUUGUUUAAUUCUCAGGGAUUAUUUAUCUUAUGUCGGUAUGUUGCGAAUUGUUCUUUAAAUUUCCAAUGUAUGUUUUAACUUGAUCGAAGUCAGCACAAUUGAUGAAUGGCUUGCCUUUAAUUUCAAAAUUUUCAACAAAAAAAA
Messenger RNA from Helianthus annuus (common sunflower), 3024 nucleotides. RefSeq names its product nucleolin. Gene Ontology annotation, cellular component: nucleus. The record is from RefSeq and is a predicted model, not a curated record. Gene Ontology annotation, molecular function: mRNA binding. The transcript is spliced from 11 exons. Lineage: Eukaryota; Viridiplantae; Streptophyta; Magnoliopsida; Asterales; Asteraceae. The coding region runs from base 140 to 2863 and encodes 907 amino acids.